This is a messenger RNA of Fonsecaea monophora, 699 nucleotides long. RefSeq lists its product as hypothetical. Lineage: Eukaryota; Fungi; Ascomycota; Eurotiomycetes; Chaetothyriales; Herpotrichiellaceae. The record is from RefSeq and is a predicted model, not a curated record. The transcript has a single exon. Bases 1 to 699 code for a protein of 232 amino acids.
AUGUUUCCGAACUCAUCCAAUUCGGAAUUCUCCAACGAUAAGUCGGUAUCAAACAGUCUGGGAGGCGUGGCCGUGCUUGCACUACUUGACGUGACCGCCCUGUUUCUGCUCAUGUCCUUCAAAGGCGGUAAAGCACCACCUGGUGAGGUGGGCGAUCCUCGACUGCCUUUCACGAGCCCAAAGGAAAAUGUCCUAGUGGGACUGCGAAGGAAGCCAGGCCUUGUCGAAACAGGCGGCGGCGGCGCGGGGAUAUCGUUGAACGGUCUUGACCCAGCACCUCCUUGGACGUUCUUGUCCGACCUUGUGUCAACGGAAGAGGGAUUUGUCGACGAAGUACUGAGGCGGGCGGACGAUGCGGCACUGUCGUUAGGCGCGGUUGAGUGGGAUCGUUCAGUACCACCACUUCCCCUAGACACUAUUGUCAGUCCUUUACCCUUCAUAUGGUCGACCGUGGUUGUAUUCUUCGCGUACCGGUUGCUUGCAUCAGGGCGGCCCACUCCAAAUAAAUCUACCUCCUCGUGGUCGCGUCGAUCUUUCGGUGGUGGCAAUGGUGCUCCUCCAAGAGAUGCCAUCUUCAAAUGUUUGCCGCCAUCAAAUGAUUUUCCGCUACUCUGUGGCCUUUCCAAAACUCGGAAGGAAGCCUCCCCAGGCGGGUUGCGCACCUCGUCCAAGGCAUGGCCUGAAGAUUUCCGUCGUUGA